This is a messenger RNA of Ochotona curzoniae (black-lipped pika), 338 nucleotides long. Its product is annotated as leukocyte receptor cluster member 1 homolog. Lineage: Eukaryota; Metazoa; Chordata; Mammalia; Lagomorpha; Ochotonidae. Bases 7 to 330 code for a protein of 107 amino acids. The transcript has 2 exons. The record is from RefSeq and is a predicted model, not a curated record.
CGGGAGAUGCAGAAGCAGCUGGGCAGGAAGCGGCGACACAGCGGUGACCAGGAUGCCCUCAGCAGCAAGGGCAGGAAGGAGCGGCCCGGCAGCCAGCGGCCCCCUGGGCCCCCGUCCCUGGCCCAGCUGCGAGCGGAGCGUCUGCGGCGGGAGGCAGCGGAGCGGGCGCGGGCGGAGGCCCUGCUGGCGCGGGUGCGGGGCCAGGUCCCGCAGGGGCCGGCCGAGGACCAAGAGGAGCUGGACGAGCGGCGGCGACAGUAUAACUCCCAGUACCACCCGCAGCUGGCACGGCGUGCCCGCGGCCAGGCCCCCCAGCCCACCCCCUUCUGAGGGGCUCA